Molecule: messenger RNA, 3300 nt
Organism: Perognathus longimembris pacificus (Pacific pocket mouse)
Lineage: Eukaryota; Metazoa; Chordata; Mammalia; Rodentia; Heteromyidae
Product: proline-rich protein 36-like
Exons: 7
Coding region: 1-3300 (1099 amino acids)
Source: RefSeq, a predicted model, not a curated record
AUGGCAGCCAGACCCCCACAAACGUGGCCCGCCACCGAGACUCACACGCCCGCGCCGGCCCGGCGGCGCCUCGCGGGAGGCUCCGGACGAGUCGCGGCGGCGGUGCGGCACCUGCGCGGCCCCACCCUGCGCGGCGUCACCGCCACCGCCCGCGCCGAGGCCUGCGCGGGGCCGCGGCUCCGCACAGCCCGGAAACGCCGCCGCCGGGGGCCCGGAGACUCGCCCGGCGGGGCCGGGAGGACCCCACCGGGGCCCCCUCUGGGCCGGUGCGCCCGGCCGCAGGACCCCCGGCCUGCGGGACGCCGCCCCGCCGCGGCCGCCACCCGGCUCGCGGGCCCGGAUCGGCGAGCCCCGGGCACCCCAUCCCCGCCACCCUCAGGCUCUGCCGAGCCAGACCCCCCCCCCCACCCCAUCCUGGCCACCACCGGGCUGCGCCGCCCCGUCUCCGCCAUUCUUGGGUCCCGCCAGCCGCUCGCGCAGGGCCCCCGGGAGCCCCGGACGCUCCGCGCCGGGCGCCGGCAGAGCGCCGAGAACCGGGCCCGGCCGGGCCGCGGGGCGCGCGGGGUCCCGGGCUCGGAGGGCAGCUGCUCACCGAGGCUCCCCGCGAGCCGGCUCCGGGCGGCGCGGGCUCCGAGGCGGCGGCGCCCGACGGCCCCGCUCAGCCAUUGCGGUGGCGCUGCGGCGGGCGGGGGGCGCGCGUCACCGCGGCGGGCGCCCCGAAACGCGUCCCUCCCGCCCGGCGCGGGCUCCGAGACACCCGCCCCGGCCCCCCGGAGGGCUCGACUCGUUCCUGCGAGGAGCAGCUUCCCAGUCCACCCGAAACCAAGAUGCUGGAAAUCGCGAGCGCCGCCGGACGCGCGCGGAGCCCGGCGAGGGGGAGAGGCCCGCCCGCCCGCGCGCCCCGGGGCCACGGCCCGCCCGCAUUACGCACCGCGUUCCGCGCCGGAGGCGGCAGCCCGGGGCGGCGCCGGGCGGCUGCACGUGCGGGCCCCGACCUUUAAUUCCUGGCUUCCCAUCUCCGCCCGGCACGCAGCCGUCCCCGCCCCGCCGGGACCGAGCCGCUUUCCGCGCCGUGCGGGGAGCGAGUCAAGGGGACUGUCCCACGGCAGCCUCCACCUGCGAGAGGGAGCCCUGCUGGCGGUGCCCUCCGCGGUGGCCCAGCGGACCCGAUGCCACCAGCCUCUGGCACGCGUAGGUCUUGACCCGGGCAUCUGGCUCCCGCUGCUUCCUGCUCUGGCGUCUCGGAGGUGGCACAGUUCCGUCACAUCUGGCCAGCAGGACGCAGCAUGGUUGGUGCCAUUUCUUCUGGACUACAUGAUGACGCAGAACAGAGUUCAGGGACUGCUGGAUCAAGAAUACAACGACAUCAGUCACCUGCAGCCACCUCUGAUGACACUCGGGGUCACCCCUGUCCUCACCCCACCUCUGAUGAUGUCCGGGGUCACCCCGGUCCCUGCCACCAUCAACAUCUGUUCCCCUCCCAGGCGGGGGAGGGAGCAGCACGGGGUGGAUGAGCAGACCCAGGCUCUGCACGCCGGGCAGAGCGCAGCUCCCUUCAACCUGCGGAGCUCACGGUGUCAGCCCGACUCUCACCACCUCCGGUCCAGGCAGCCGCGUGGCCGUCGGAAGGCCCACGUCUCAGUCCGUCGUCCCGGCUGCCCUGCCUUCCCAGGAGCCAGAAAGCGGCAGCCGCGUUGCUUUGGGCAGGGAGUGGACACUGGACCUCUGCCCCCGUGGAACCUCCGGCGGGUUCCCAGAGUGAUGGAGCCAGCGAGGUUCAGCCCUGUGAGCUAUGCCAGCCCUGCAUCAGCCCCGUCAGCCCUGUGGCAGCCCCGUGUCAGCCCCAUGCGAGAGCUAUGCCAGCCCUGCGUCAGCCCCGUGUCAGCCCUGCCCAGCCCGGUGUCAGCCCAGCUGCAGCCCCAUGUCAGCCCUGUGUUAACCCUGUGUCAGCCCCGUGUCAGCCCUGUGUCAGCCCUGCGUCAGCCCCGUGCCAGCCCAGUGUCAGCCCUGCUCCAGCCCUGUGUCAGCCCCGUGUCAGCCCCGUGUCAGCCCUAUGUCAGCCCCAUGUCAGUCCUGCUCCAGCCCUGCUCCAGCCCUGUGUCAGCCCUGUGCCAGCCCUGCUCCAGCCCUGUGUCAUCCCUGCUCCAGCCCUGCUCCAGCCCUGUGUCAGCCCUGUGCCAGCCCUGCCCCAGCCCUGUGUCUGCCUCAUGUCAGUCCCAUGUCAGCCCUGCUCCAGCCCUGUGUCAGCCCUGUGCCAGCCCUGUGUCCACCUCGUGUCAGCCCCAUGUCAGCCCUGCUCCAGCCCUGUGUCAGCCCUGCCCAGCCCCGUGUCAGCCUGGCUGCAGCCCUGUGUCAGCCCCGUGUCAGUCCUGCUCCAGCCCUGUGUCAGCCCUGUGUCAGCCCUGCUCCAGCCCUGUGUCAGCCCUGUGUCAGCCUUGCUCCAGCCCUGCUUCAGCCCCAUGUCAGCCCUCUCAGCCCCAUGUCAGCCCUGUGUCAGACCUGCUCCAGCCCUGUGCCAGCAAUGUGUCAGCCCUGUGCCAGCAAUGUGUCAGCCCUGCUCCAGCCCUGUGUCAGCCACGUGUCAACCCUGUGCCAGCCCUGUGUCAGCCCUGUGCCAGCCCCGUGCCAGCCCCGUGUCAGCACCGUGUCAGCCCUGUGUCAGCCCUGUGUCAGCCCCGUGCCAGCCCUGUGUCAGCCCUGCUCCAGCCCUGUGUCAACCCUCCCUAUGUCAGCCCUGUGUCAGCCCUGCUCCAGCCCUAUGUCAGCCCUGUGUCAGCCCUGUGUGCCCUGUGCCAGCCCUGUGUCAGCCUUGCUCCAGCCCUGCUCCAGCCCCAUGUCAGCCCUCUCAGCCCCGUGUCAGCCCUGUGUCAGACCUGCUCCAGCCCUGUGCCAGCCAUGUGUCAGCCCUGCUCCAGCCCCGUGUCAGCCCUGCUCCAGCCCUGUGUCAGCCCCGUGUCAACCCUGUGCCAGCCCUGUGUCAGCCCUGUGCCAGCCCUGCUCCAGCCCUGUGUCAGCCCCGUGUCAUCCCUGUGCCAGCCCUGUGCCAGCCCCGUGUCAGCCCCGUGUCAGCCCCGUGCCAGCCCCAUGUCAGCCCUGCUCCAGCCCUGUGUCAGCCCUGUGUCAGCCCUGCUCCAGCCCUGUGUCAUCCCUGCUCCAGCCCUGCUCCAGCCCUGUGUCUGCCCUGUGCCAGCCCUGCUCCAGCCCUGUGUCUGCCUUGUGUCAGCCCCAUGUCAGCCCUGCUCCAGCCCUGUGUCAGCCCUGUGUCACAAUCCUUGCAAUUACAGCACCUCAAGAAAUUAG